AAAGAAUUUUUUAUUUUUAAAUAACUGGGUUGAGCACCAACCAAUGUCAACAAAUAUCAAAUCCACACUCCGCAGAAAUCAAUCUGAGUCGUUCAUCACACAUCAUAGAUGAACAUCAACCUUCCAACACAUGAUCGUUUGGACAGCGGUUAUUACGACCUCUAACAGCAACUCAACCCCCCAGGUAUAACGGCACCAAACAAUCUGAACACACAAAGCAAAGAUAGAUAGAGAAAUAGAGGGACAAAGGGCAGAGAGAUAGAGGGAGGAGAGAGAGAAGACAAACAACUAUUGAAGAAGAAGAAGAAAGAUCAAAUUUUUUUAUCAAAUUAUAUUCUUUAUCAACAUAAUCAACCUCCACAUCUAUCUACCAAUCGUAUCUGCUGAUCAAAUUAGCUAAAAAACUCGCUAAUUUAUACUUUUUCUUUAUUAAAUUAUUGAAGAGGCUGUACUAAUUUGCUGAGGAAAAGGUGGGAGGGGGAGAAUUUGACGGUGCUGUUUUGGGGAAUUAGGGUUUUUGUUUUUGGCUGGUGGUGGUGUGAUGGGGUUGGGGAAUAGUGAAAAUGAUGUGGUCGUUGAUGAUGGAGAUGGUGGAGAUGGUGGUGGUGGCGGUGGUGGAGGAGGAUGCGGAAAGUCGUUUGGGUCUGUUUCGUGUUCGAUUUGCCUUGAAGUGGUCACCGAUAGCGGGGAUCGAUCGUGGGCCAAGCUUCAAUGUGGACAUCAAUUCCACUUGGAUUGCAUUGGUUCAGCAUUUAAUAUAAAGGGCACUAUGCAAUGCCCUAAUUGUCGGAAAAUUGAAAAAGGCCAGUGGCUUUAUGCAAAUGGUUGCCGUUCAUUGCCAGAAUUUAGCAUGGAUGACUGGGCCCAUGAUGAGGACCUUUAUGACCUAAGCUACUCUGAAAUGUCCUUUGGAGUUCAUUGGUGUCCAUUUGGUAGUUUAGCACGACUUCCAUCAUCCUUUGAGGAAGGGGAAUUUUCAUCAAAUGCAUAUCAUGAUCUAGUAGGACAGCAUGCUAUCUUUGCAGAACACACAGCAGCUGUAUCAUCAGCUACUCACCCAUGUCCAUAUAUUGCUUAUUUUGGACCAAUUCAUCCAUCAUCUUCCAACUCCAAUGCAAGUGUUUCAGAUAGUUCGAAUUUUAAUAAUCACUGGAAUGGUUCUUCAGUACCUAGUGACAUUCCUAGUUCCUAUGCUUUUUCUGCCAUGGAUCUCCAUUAUCAUGGCUGGGAGCACCAUUCCCCUGCCUUCUCUACAACUAGCAGUCGCAUUGGAAAUCCUGAUCAGCCUUCAAUUCCACCCGUUACUCAAAGGCCAGCCAGAAGCAGUUCUGAUCUUUCAAGAUCAGGAUCAUUCAUGCAUCCUUUCGUUGUUGGCCACAGUUCUGGUGCUAGAGCUGGAAGCUCAGUUGCUUCCUCAAUGGUUCCACCUUACCAAGGCAGUAAUGCCCGGGCUCGUGAUAGAGUUCAAGCUCUUCAGGCAUACUAUCAACAACCUGGAAAUUCUACAGCAACACGUGCACCCAUUAUUUCUGGAACCCGAAGAUCCAGCAGUCACAGAGGAGGUUUGUCUCAACUAGGAGCGGUGGCCUCAUCAUCAGAUCAAACUGGGUUCUAUUUCAUCCCACCCGGUACAUCAGGUCGUAACUACCAAGAAGCAGAAAAUCAUCCACCAACUCGAUUUCGGGCAUGGGAAAGGAAUCACUUGCCUGCAUUCUCAUUAAGUCAAGUUGACAGAGAAUCAAAUUGGGUUGCAUUUCAUCAGGCUGCAGGUGCAUCAGAUGGUGGCAUCAGAUCGGGCAGCUUUCGCCAAAGGCAUGGAUCUGAGAGAAUGUCAUCGCAAAAUCGAUCAUAGCUUUCUUGAUUAUCCUUUUGGGUGAAGCAAACUAUCAGUACUGAGACCAAAGUUAUGUAUGCUUGAAAAACGAUAUAUAAUGCUUGGAGUCUGUCGAUCACGACAGACUGAAAAUACUGUGGAGUGGCCCUGAAAACGAUCUUUUUUUGGCAGCCACCUGGCUGUGCUGAACUUUGGCAUCCUCUAGUUUCUUUGCCUUGGAGGGUAUAAAAUAAGAUCAUGGGUUGGCUAGUAUUAGCUGCCUUGUUUAGUAGGAA
Hevea brasiliensis (rubber tree) is the source of this 2109-nucleotide messenger RNA. RefSeq names its product E3 ubiquitin-protein ligase RFI2. The record is from RefSeq and is a predicted model, not a curated record. Gene Ontology annotation, molecular function: ubiquitin-protein transferase activity. Lineage: Eukaryota; Viridiplantae; Streptophyta; Magnoliopsida; Malpighiales; Euphorbiaceae. Bases 542 to 1852 code for a protein of 436 amino acids. The transcript is spliced from 6 exons.